Molecule: messenger RNA, 746 nt
Organism: Babesia bovis T2Bo
Lineage: Eukaryota; Apicomplexa; Aconoidasida; Piroplasmida; Babesiidae
Product: putative integral membrane protein
Exons: 3
Coding region: 74-736 (220 amino acids)
Source: RefSeq, a predicted model, not a curated record
CACGGAUGGCUAGGGAAGUGUUAUAUAUCCAUUAACGUGAUAUGUGUAACGUCGAUGUUGUUUUGUAAACAAGAUGGGUAGUAAACCGAAAGGUGUUGGCUCUAGUGUCUAUGUUAGUUUCUCUAUACUCUUAGCGGCACUGUUAUGUGCCAAUAUCGCAAAAUGUGUACAACGACGUGACUACUCUAUCGCAAGUACACUUGUUAGGUAUAUUACCGAGCGCUCUGACUACGAAGAGAGUGACGCGGAGCACUCGAGAGUCACUCAGGCGCCUUUGGUUAAGGUACAUCUAAAGAAGGUGUUCCUGCCAACGUUGCUACACGGAGCUAUGAAAAACGAUAUUAACCAAGUGAGGACCCAGCGAGCUAGUGACAUUGAUUCCGAAAAUAACCGCAAAAGGGAUGAUAUAAUGGCCACUAUAGCAGCCGUGGAUACAUUGGAGUCACUGGCUGCAGAGCCACUGAACAUGAUGAAUGCCCAUAACUACACACAAAGGGAAUAUAAGAGCAAGUUCCGCCAAGAUAAUGAAAAACGAGAUUCAGCAGUUGUGCAGGAACCCUACGGACUCUCUGACUUUGCCGUACUAUCGCAAACAACAUACAACUAUCAGCCGGCUCAAUACAGAGUAUUAGAAAGAAAUAGGCUGAAGCCUUCGGAACUUGAUAAUGAAGAUGGAGAAAGGUACCACGUACCACUAUUUCCAGAACGUGGCGACAAGCCUGUAGGCACCACCUGAUGUGUAGCAC